Molecule: messenger RNA, 697 nt
Organism: Hydractinia symbiolongicarpus
Lineage: Eukaryota; Metazoa; Cnidaria; Hydrozoa; Anthoathecata; Hydractiniidae
Product: selenoprotein K-like
Exons: 7
Coding region: 118-393 (91 amino acids)
Biological process (GO): calcium ion transport; endoplasmic reticulum calcium ion homeostasis
Cellular component (GO): endoplasmic reticulum membrane; Golgi apparatus
Source: RefSeq, a predicted model, not a curated record
GAGCAGAUGCGAAAUAAAUUAUUUGUGUUUUAUUACACGAGUUCAAAAUACAUAGCUGGGUAUGACUCUUCAGUUUUAACGAAAAAACAAAAACUCUUCAAUCAAUUCGUUUGAAAGAUGCCUUACGUUUCAUCGGGAGGUCAAGUCUUGGGAGGUCAAUCUCCAUGGAGAAUAUCUAUAGUAUCAGACAUGUUUUGGGCACUGAUAAACUUUGUAGUCUUGUUCUUUCACACAAUGUUUUCGCCUAAUUUGACGAAAUAUGGGGAUAGUUACUCUUCAAAUUAUAAACCCGGAGAUGGGCCAUCUGGUGGUCCAAGAAGAAGACUUGGGAGAAUUAAUCAUGGAGGAGGUGGAGCUGCAUCUCCAGGUAACCUGCCACCAGGUGGCGGAUGAGGAAGGUAAAGCUUUCGAUGAACUUUAUUGCUUGUCGUUAGCUUGCUUACUUCACGGAAAUAUUUGAAACAUGCAAAUGGCAAUUUUUUUUGCUGUGAUGACGUCAUUCAAGAGAAUUCACGACGGAACUUGAUGUGACUGAUGACUUUGUAAAUGUUUCGAAUGUAUUUAUAAGAAACCUUUAUUCCAGACUUCCUAGACUUUGGCUGAAUUUUGUGUAAUAGGAAGUGUGGGAUGCGGUUAAAAACAGAAUUGUAAAUAUUGAUUAUUGUAAUUUCGAGAAAUAUAACUUUUGUUUCUAACA